Mangifera indica (mango) is the source of this 2570-nucleotide messenger RNA. Its product is annotated as transcription factor MYB88-like. The record is from RefSeq and is a predicted model, not a curated record. Gene Ontology annotation, molecular function: DNA-binding transcription factor activity, RNA polymerase II-specific; RNA polymerase II cis-regulatory region sequence-specific DNA binding. Gene Ontology annotation, biological process: regulation of DNA-templated transcription. Gene Ontology annotation, cellular component: nucleus. The transcript has 12 exons. The coding region runs from base 447 to 1880 and encodes 477 amino acids. NCBI's taxonomy places the organism in Eukaryota, Viridiplantae, Streptophyta, Magnoliopsida, Sapindales, Anacardiaceae.
UAAUCAGAGUGAGACUCACCUUCAUUCACUUACAUCAACAUCUUCCAAUCUCUACACUCUCAUCAUUUCCUUUUUUUCUUCUUCUUUCUUUUUCUUCUCUUUGUAAUUUUUAGAUCUACGUAUUCACUCGAACCCAUUAACUCCAAUAUCGAGAUCAACAAUAACCAUCAGCUUAUUGCCAAAGCAUAGGGGGAAUAAGAUCAAAGUUGAGGUCUUUAAAAGUUUAGAAUCCGAGGCAUAGAAUUCUUGAGACCUCAUUACGAUUCCGUUUGAACCAAACAGUAUCUGUAAAGACCACUUUCAAAGAAAAAGAGUUUGGUUCUCUUUUGAAGCUAAAAUUUUUAUUUUUUAAGGGUGUGCGUAAAGAGUUGGCUUUAGCAUGCGUGUAUUGGUUUUUAUAAUAAAGGGAGGAGCGUCCAACAAAAGAAAGACCAAGUGAGUAAACAAUGAAGAAGAGUGGAGGUGCCAAUGGAGAAUCCAAGAAGAAGGAACGGCAUAUUGUUACGUGGAGUCAACAGGAAGAUGAUAUACUGCGGGAGCAGAUUAGCAAACAUGGAACAGACAAUUGGUCAAUUAUUGCAUCAAAAUUUAAAGAUAAAACAACCAGACAGUGUAGAAGAAGAUGGUACACAUACUUGAAUUCGGAUUUCAAGAAAGGGGGAUGGUCACCUGAGGAAGAUAUGCUGUUAUGUGAGGCCCAGAAGAUAUUUGGUAAUAGAUGGACAGAAAUAGCCAAGGUGGUUUCUGGGAGAACGGAUAAUGCUGUCAAGAACCGGUUUUCUACAUUGUGUAAGAAAAGAGCAAAAUAUGAAGCCUUAGCUAAAGAGAAUAACAAUUCAUACAUGAACACAAACAAGAAGAGAAUUUUAUUCCAAAACGCGUUCAAUGCAGAUGGAACACCAGAAAAUACAGCGCCAGUUAAGAGAGUUAGAAGGUCCCACAUCCCUGAUCUUGCACAAAGCUGCAACAUUAUAAACAGAUCACAUAGGCAGUCUGGAACAACAAUGAAUCCGCAGUUAAGACCUCCAUUUACAGUGUUGGUUCAAAACUUACCCAGUGUCAACAGCUUGCCAGCCCAGCAUCAGCAUCGUGAUAUCAAGGAGAUUUCAAAUAAUGCACCUCAGAACAAUAAAACACAAGUAAUGUUUCUUAAGAAGGAUGAUCCAAAGAUAACUGCUUUGAUGCAACAAGCGGAACUUCUUAGCUCACUUGCACUGAAAGUUAAUACAGAGAACACAGAACAGAGUUUGGAAAAUGCUUGGAAGGUUGUUCAAGAUUACCUGAACCGAAGCAAAGAAAAUGAUAUCCUAAGAUAUACAAUCUCUGAUAUCGGUUUUCAGUUCGAAAAUUUUAAAGACUUGAUAGAGGACUUAAGGAGCAGUAAUGAGGAAAGUCAUCCAUCCUGGAGGCAACCAGAUCUAUAUGAGGACUCUCCAGCUAGCUCUGAAUAUAGUACUGGAUCAACUCUAAUUCCUCAUCUAGCCAGUGAAAAACCAGAUCAAAUUCAAGCUGAGGUUGACAUACUGCAUCAGAAUAUUGGAGCUGAAUUACAAUCGAUGAAUAAUGGAGAGCAACAUUGCUUGGAGGAACAAAAUAAAGGGCAUGCAAAGACAAAUGAAGUGGAGUUAUUCCCCUCUGGUGGUGAAAUCACAAACAACAAUGGAAUUGUUUCUGUCUCAUCAAUUACAGAGUUCAGUUCCCCCAUCCAGGUUACCCCACUAUUCAGAUCCUUAGCAGCAGGAAUCCCCAGCCCAAAAUUCUCAGAAAGCGAGCGGAAUUUCCUUCUAAGAACACUUGGAAUAGAUUCCCCUUCUCCCAAUCCAAGCACCAAUCCUGUACAGCCACCUCCUUGCAAAAGAGCCCUUCUUCAAAGUCUAUAAACAACUUAUCCACUCACUCACAGAAAUCUAAAUGGUCCAAAUCUAAACCACUAUAUCUCAUCUUUGAUCCCCAGGGGGAGUGUAGCAUAUAUUAAGUUUUUUGCCUUCUCUUGUUUGAAGCCUAAAAUUUUACAACUAGGCUUAUACAAGAUCUGCAUUCCAAGAGCCCUAGUCUAGAAUGUUGUUGAGCAUUCUGGACUCUCAGAAUCAUCUAACAUGUUCUGAGUGUAUUUCACCUUUUUUCUUAAAUUUUCUCUUUGAUUUCCCUAGUAGAGGAAUACCCUAAUACUUGCUAAAGCCCCCGCGUGUUUCCAUUAAAUGUGUGUCAUUCUUUUGCUUGUCUUCUCAUGUGAUUGGGUUCGGGCAUACCUUCUUCCAAUCCAGUUUUUGGCCUUGAUUUGUAAUUUGUACAGAACCCACUACAUAAACCCCUACUCAGAGUGUAAUUAUACAUCGGGCAGCUCGCCAAUAUAUAAUUAAAGAAACAGAAGAAAAAAAGAGUCAAAGAAGAUUAACCAGUUGAUUGGAUUUGUAAUGUUUUUUUGUUUUUUGAUCUUUUUUUUGGGUGUGCAAAGGGUAUAGAAUAAGUUUCUGCCUUAUUAUUAUUUUUUUUUUUCAUUUCCAUGAUUUCUAAUGUAAUGUAAUUUGAUAUUAUCAGUGUGGAAAUCUGUUUUGGCGUUGGCUUGCAUA